This is a messenger RNA of Populus nigra (black poplar), 612 nucleotides long. Its product is annotated as agamous-like MADS-box protein AGL62. Gene Ontology annotation, biological process: positive regulation of transcription by RNA polymerase II. Bases 1 to 612 code for a protein of 203 amino acids. NCBI's taxonomy places the organism in Eukaryota, Viridiplantae, Streptophyta, Magnoliopsida, Malpighiales, Salicaceae. Gene Ontology annotation, molecular function: protein dimerization activity; RNA polymerase II cis-regulatory region sequence-specific DNA binding; DNA-binding transcription factor activity, RNA polymerase II-specific. The transcript has a single exon. The record is from RefSeq and is a predicted model, not a curated record.
AUGGUGAUGUUAAAUAAACACAAAAAGCAAACCCAAGGCCGUCAAAAAAUAGAGAUCAAGCAGAUAGAAGAGAAGAGCAAUCUACAGGUGACGUUCUCAAAGCGUCGCGGGGGUCUAGUCAAGAAAGCAAGCGAGCUAAGCCUUCUCUGCGGGGCACAAGUGGCCAUUCUUGCCUUCUCUCCAGGCAAAAAGGUCUUUGCGUUUGGUCACCCCGAUGUCGACAUGGUACUUGACCGUUUUCUCAAUGAGAGUUCUACUGCUGGGGAACUAGGGGCCGCGAGUAAUGACCCUCAAGUUCAACAAUGGAACAAAGAGUACGAGGAGGCAUUGAAAGAGUUGGAGGAGGAGAAGAAGCAUGUGGCAAUGGCUGAACAGUGGAAUACGGUGUGUGAAAAUGAUGUUAAUGCAAGGUUCUGGUGGGAUGAACCUAUUGAUGAUAUGGAAUUGGAGGAGCUUGAAGAGUAUGUGAGGGCCAUGGAAGAGUUAAAGAAGAAUGUAGCUGCCAGGGCAAAUGAGUUAACCAUGGCCACCGAUCAUUUUGGUAAUCAAAAUAUGAGUCAUCAUCUUGAUCUUGGAGUUAAUGGUUUUAGUCUUGAAAAUGUUCUAUUUUAA